This is a messenger RNA of Racocetra persica, 333 nucleotides long. The record is from the annotation of a GenBank genome assembly. Lineage: Eukaryota; Fungi; Glomeromycota; Glomeromycetes; Diversisporales; Gigasporaceae.
ACUAAAGACAAGUUAUACAAGCAUCGUGGAACUAUCGUUAAGAAAAUUAAAGACGAACUAUUCGAAGUAUUUCAAGAAAAACUUAAUAAAAUUGAUUCAUCAGCUUCUGCUGAUGCUAUUAAGGCUUUCAAAGAAUCAGCAAAUACAAAAUGGUGUUUACGCAAACUAAAUUUACCAAUCAGUACUAUGUUAUCUCAAACCUAUAUGGACUUAAUUGUUUCAAAAGUUUGGGCAAAAGAUCAACCUACUGAAGAUGAUAAAGUUUUUGCGAUUGCUGUGUGUUUUUAUAUUCUUGACUCAAAAUAUAAAGGCAUGAAAUUAGAUCUUAAAAAG